AUGGGGCGUGGCUGUAACCCAUGCCUGGGAUGCAGACAAGGCCAGCGUUGUCAAAUCUGGGCCAGGAGCGACUGGCUUUUCGCGUGGCAUGAGAUAGGGAUGUCUGUAUUUGAUCAGUCUCCGCGAGUCAGCGUGGCCAGUCCCGAAAAUAGCUCAUUCCUAUCGACGCGCGAUGCGGAGAGGAGGGGUCGAUUAGCAGUUGAUCAGCCGGGAUCCAGUUUUACUGCUGUGCUUAUUCGCGCCGGUAUCCACCAACGACAUGCGAUCGGGGCGUACCGUCAAGACUUCGGACUUUCGUGGUGGAUAUCUGCCUGUCCUACCUCCCGAGAGAAUAACAAACACUCGAUGCGCCUCGAACGUGACGGCGGAAAGGCUAAGGUGUCAAGGGAGCAAUCAACCCUUGCACCUAUUGCGAUGGCCGUCCUGGCCUCCUCGCUUCCUCCUGGAGUUUCCCCUCCCUUGACGGAGGAUAACGACCAUAAUCAUAACGGUCUGAUCGUUAUCGUUACUUCACUGGCUCUAUUCUUGGUUCUGGCCUCGCUGGUCAUCAGAAUAUUCGCCUCAUCAAAAAGAGGUCUCAUGCUCCAGGAUGACCACGUUCUUUUUGCCGCAGCAGUUCACUAUGGGUGGGGCAAGUCCAGAGAGCUGAUCCCGUUCAGUGACUACACACAGAUGAAGAAGCGUACAAAGUGGAUGGUCAAUGCUAUCAUAGCAUCAUGUGGCCUAUGGACCAUAGUCGCAAUAUUACUCCUAGCCAUUCGAUGCAACAGCCGUCCUUGGACUGAUAUCGAUUCCGCAUGUGGUGGGCUUUUCCCACGAUGGCAAGCCAUUUGUGCCCUUGACAUUGUUUUGGAAGCCGUAAUCCUUGCAUAUCCAGCGAUAACGAUCCGAAAUGUGCAAAUAACCUUGAGCAAGAAGCUAAAGGUUCUAGCCAUUCUGAACUGCCGGAUAUAUUCCUCCAACCCCACGCUUGUCGGCACCUAUGCCACCAUUGUCGCAGAGCUACACCUCAGCCUCAGCAUCGUUCUUCUCACAGUCUCAUGCCUAAAAAUGUUCGUCGCGGUUUACGAGGAUGAUCAUGGGCUCGCAUACACGGAAGAUGCUUCGAAUUCUCACAGUCGCAGCGGGCGCAGCGGGCCCAAAUCAUGGCGAUCAUCUCGCCCGGUCAAAGACCUGAGCUCUUUUGGUAGCAGUUGUAAUGAAGAGGAGCCGAUCUUACGGACGGAAGCGACCGUGUCGGCCUCCUCACCGCCGCUUGAAGGGCACCGCCGCAAUGCGAUAAUGAAAAGUGUACAGAUAUCGGUGACCCGAGAGAGCAUUGAACUGGGCGAGAUGGCGGGACCAUCCUCUGCUGCGAUACCUAGGUCAACAUGA
This is a messenger RNA of Aspergillus niger, 1374 nucleotides long. RefSeq lists its product as uncharacterized. The transcript is spliced from 8 exons. The coding region runs from base 1 to 1374 and encodes 457 amino acids. The record is from RefSeq and is a predicted model, not a curated record. NCBI's taxonomy places the organism in Eukaryota, Fungi, Ascomycota, Eurotiomycetes, Eurotiales, Aspergillaceae.